UUUAGGUGAGAUCUUAUGGUGAUCUUCACAUUUCAUCAGAUCCUGAAUAUGUGCUUUAAAGAUGCCAGUUCACCGACUGAUGCAUUCAUGUAUCUGAGGUAUGUAUGCAUGUAUGAAUGCAUGUCUGUUUGGUGUGUUUGUGUGUAUGUGUGCAGUGGUGGACUUCGGUGGGAUGUAACAUGGUUGAGAAGAUGCUGAUAUAUGAUGGGUCAUCUGCUGAAGGAACCGGCAGCGCAACAUAUCAUCAGUUCUCAUCCAAGAUGGCAGACUUGAGUGUGUCCAGUGACUUCCUCUCUCUGGGUCCUUAUGAGACACAUCUCCUCUUCUUUGUGUGGAAGGACAUACUUAGAAACAUCCAACCAGUGCCCCAUGAUGAUGUCAUCGAUCUGUGGGACAAGUCGUAUGCCAAAGUGGCAUGCAGUGGCCGCUCCAUCAAGAGGGCGGACAGGAAGGGUUUAUUUGGCCUGUACCGAGACUACAGGCCACUGGCCAUGGGCCGGGGUCAAUUCUGGGCCGGCCAGAACUACUGGGAAGUGGAGGUGGGCAGGAAGCUGGACUGGGGCGUUGGGGUGUGUGUGGAGGAGUCUGAUGACAAGCUGCAGGAGCAGGUGAUGAUGUACCUAAAGCAUGGCAGGGGCUACAGUGUGGUAGCUGGGGUCCAGGAGACCCCCCUGAACCUGCCGUCUCGGCCGUGGCGAGUGGGUGUGUAUCUGGACUGUGAUGAAGGCCAGGUGUCGUUCUAUGAUGCCGACAGCCUGAUUCUGUUCCACACUGCAGAGUGUGGUAAAGUUGAGCCCUUCUAUCUCUGCCUUUCUCCUGGGACCCAUUUGGACGGGGGAGAUGAUGAUUCCCUAAGUGUGCAGCUAUCAUUCCCGACAGUCCACCAGUGAUCCGGAAGUUUUCCUGACUUUGGUGCAACACAUCUGGGGCUUUGUCUACCAGAUGUUGUGGAGUUGAUUGGGGAGAGAGGAAGUCAUGUGAUCAGAAAUCAGUGGAAUCAACCCACCCCCCUUUUUCUCUCCCUUCUCCAAGCCCCCCCUUCUAUCUCUACCCGGCCGGCUUCAAGUAGAUGGGCCACUCCCUUAUGUGCCACGGUUCUGCUUAAGGUUUCUUCCUGAUCAACAGGGAGUUUUUCAUUGGCCCUGUCGCCUUUGUGCUUGCACUAACAGGGUUCAGGCCCUAGGCUGUUUAGAGCUCCUUGAGACAAUUUUAUUGUUUUGGCGCUAUAUAAAUAAAAUUGAAAUACACUUUG
This is a messenger RNA of Clupea harengus (Atlantic herring), 1252 nucleotides long. Its product is annotated as zinc-binding protein A33-like. Bases 117 to 890 code for a protein of 257 amino acids. The record is from RefSeq and is a predicted model, not a curated record. Lineage: Eukaryota; Metazoa; Chordata; Actinopteri; Clupeiformes; Clupeidae. The transcript is spliced from 3 exons.